GAUAUAUUGUAUUGUAUGGUUUGGUGGGACGUAAAUACACAGUUGGUGAGUCCGGAUCCUGAGGUGGUGGCGACAAAACUACUGGCUCGGCGAAGCUACAAGGACACGGGCAAGCAGUUCAACUUGAUCGCAGCAUCCUGGAUACAAUUCAUGGUGCAUGACUGGAUCGACCACCUCGAGGAUACUCACCAGGUGGAAAUUGUAGCUCCGUCGGAAGUUGCGAGUGCAUGCCCGCUCAGUUCUUUCAAAUUUUACAAAACAAAAGAGAUCCCUACACACGCAGAGGGAAUUAAGACCGGCCACGUGAACAUUAGGACACAUUGGUGGGAUGGGAGUGCACUUUAUGGUAGCGGAAAGAAUGAAGCCAAAGUAAGGGCACUGGUUGAUGGGAAACUAAAGAUUGGUGACGAUAACCUUCUUCGGCAUGAUGCUGAUGGAAUAGCAAUAUCCGGCGAUAUCCGCAAUAGCUGGGCAGGGGUGUCAACCAUGCAGGCACUCUUCAUUAAGGAACAUAACGCCAUUUGCGAUGCAUUGAAGUCAGAGUAUCCUAAACUAGAUGAUGAAGAACUAUUCAACCAUGCAAGAUUAGUGACGUCCGCCGUGAUCGCAAAGAUUCACACUAUUGAUUGGACUGUAGAGCUCCUCAAAACUCCCACAAUGGAUGCAGCAAUGCAUGCAAAUUGGUAUGGAUUGCUCGGAAAAAAGAUCAAGGACACGUUCGGGCACAUAGGGGGGCCUAUCCUCGGAGGGCUUGUUGGAUUAUCUAAACCAAUCAAUCACGGAGUUCCUUACUCAUUGACUGAAGAGUUCACUAGUGUUUACAGAAUGCACUCGCUCAUCCCCGACAGCCUUAAACUCAGAGACACCGACGCCGAUCCCGGACCAAACAAAUCUCCGCCAUAUGCGAAAGACAUCAAGAUGGAAGAGCUAGUCGGGAUAAGGGGGGAGCAAGUUCUGUCGAAGAUCGGAUUUGAGAGGCAGCUUGUCUCCAUGGGCCAUCAAGCAUGUGGUGCUCUUGAGCUUUGGAACUACCCUUUGUUCUUUAGAGAGCUCAUUGCACAGAAUGUUGACGGAACCGAACGGCCUGAUCAUGUCGACAUGCCUGCUCUCGAAAUUUAUCGAGAUAGGGAAAGGAACGUUCCGAGGUACAACGAAUUCCGACGUAGGCUUCUGAUGAUUCCUAUCUCCAAAUGGGAGGAUUUGACCGAUGAUCGAGAAGCAAUAACAGCUCUACAACAAGUAUACGGAGAAAACAUUGAGAAGUUGGAUCUUCUCGUGGGCCUUAUGGCUGAGAAGAAGAUAAAGGGCUUCGCGAUAAGUGAAACUGCUUUCUUCAUUUUUACUAUAAUGGCAACGAGGAGGUUAGAAGCAGAUCGGUUCUUCACGAGCUACUUCAAUGAGGACGCGUACACGAAGACGGGCCUCGAGUGGGUAAAUAGCACGGAGAGCCUUCGAGAUGUUAUCCAUCGCCAUUACCCGAACAUCACUAGCAAGUGGAUGAACUCCACCAGCGCAUUUACUGUGUGGGAUGCUCCACCGAAUUCCUUCAAUCCCGUCCCGCUGCUUCUUCGGUUUCCUCCUGGUUAAGAGAACAGCUGUGCUACAUAUGACCACUUGUUUUCGUACAUAUAUUUUUCGUCGAUUAAUAAGCUUUGCAAGUUUGAUUGUCUGCAGAAAAUAAGAAGGGAACCACUGUUGUUAAUUAUGUAUGCACUAACUAUGAAAUAAACGAAGUCCAAUAUAUAGUUUGGGCUCGGAUAUUCUCUAACAUAUAUACUCGGUGAUUUAUUUAUGUUUAUGAA
Molecule: messenger RNA, 1802 nt
Organism: Ananas comosus (pineapple)
Lineage: Eukaryota; Viridiplantae; Streptophyta; Magnoliopsida; Poales; Bromeliaceae
Product: alpha-dioxygenase 1-like
Exons: 8
Coding region: 16-1587 (523 amino acids)
Biological process (GO): response to oxidative stress
Molecular function (GO): oxidoreductase activity, acting on single donors with incorporation of molecular oxygen, incorporation of two atoms of oxygen; peroxidase activity; heme binding
Source: RefSeq, a predicted model, not a curated record